AUGGCAUUCACGACCAAGGCCACGAUCCGGUCGUUUGGCGGCAAGCUGGUCAAGCUGUCGCACGCGUCGACGUCGACGGGCACUGACAUGGCCGUCAACGUGUUCCUGCCGCCGCAGGCGCUGGCCGGCGCCAAGGUGCCCGUGCUGCUGUACCUGUCGGGCCUGACGUGCACCCCCGACAACUGCUCCGAGAAGGGCUUCUUCCAGCACGCCGCCGCCCGCCGCGGCCUGGCCAUCGUCUACCCGGACACGUCGCCGCGCGGCCUCAACCUGCCCGGCGAGCGCGACGCCUGGGACUUUGGCGAGGCCGCCAGUUUUUAUCUAGACGCCACCCAGCCGCCCUUUGCCGGCAAGUACAACAUGGAGUCGUACCUGACGCGCGAGCUGCCCGCGGCUUUGUUUGCCGACGCGGAGUUCGGCGCCUUCUUCGCCGGCCCCGAUGCACUGGCCAUCACCGGCCACAGCAUGGGCGGCCACGGCGCGCUGUCACUGUACCUCAAGCACCCGGGGCUGUUCCGCAGCGUGUCCGCUUUCGCCCCCAUCGCCAACCCCUCGCGCUGCCCCUGGGGCGAGAAAGCCUUUGCGGGCUAUCUCGGCGGUCCCGACCGCGAGGCGUGGAAGCAGCACGACUCGACGGAGUUGCUCAGCCGUUGCGCGAAAGGCACCGACGUCAGGAUGCUCGUCGACGUCGGCACCGCCGAUAACUUCUACAAGCAGGGCCAGCUGCUGCCUGAGAGCCUCGAGAAGGCGGCCAAGGACGCCGGUGUCGAGGGCUUUGAGCUGCGGUAUCAGGACGGCUAUGACCACUCGUACUACUUCAUGGCUAGCUUCGCCGACGACCACGUCAACCACGCGGCCAAGCACCUGGGUCUCUGA
Lasiosphaeria miniovina is the source of this 876-nucleotide messenger RNA. RefSeq names its product carbohydrate esterase family 1 protein. The transcript has 2 exons. Gene Ontology annotation, biological process: formaldehyde catabolic process. Gene Ontology annotation, molecular function: S-formylglutathione hydrolase activity. NCBI's taxonomy places the organism in Eukaryota, Fungi, Ascomycota, Sordariomycetes, Sordariales, Lasiosphaeriaceae. The record is from RefSeq and is a predicted model, not a curated record. Gene Ontology annotation, cellular component: cytosol. Bases 1 to 876 code for a protein of 291 amino acids.